AUGGUCUUCGCCGCCCGCCAACUACAAGAGAAGUGUCAGGAGACGCAGAUAGACGCCUACUCUAACUUCGUGGAUCUGACGAAAGUCUUUGACACGGUGAAUUGCGAAGGACUGUGGAAAAUCAUGCAGAAAUUCAGCUAUCUCAAGCGAUCCACCCAGAUGGUGGGUCGGCUCCAUGAUGGCAUGGUGGCGCGAGUCACAGACGAUGGAGCUGUCCCAAAGGCAUUCGAACUGAACAACGGAGUAAAGCAGGACUGUGUCCUCGCGCCUACUCUCUUCACUCUCAUGUACUCUGCCCUGCUUAUGGACGCCCACUUUGACGAACGCCCCGGGAUCCCCAUCUCAACCCCAGGCGCAUGCAUUUCCAGUCACGUGUAUCCACAACCACCGUCCAUGAACUUCUCUUCGCCGACAAAUACGUCCUCAACAUCACCUCGGAAGGGGACAUGCAAGGGAACAUAGACCUCUUCGCCUUCGUCUGCGACAACUUCGGCCUGGUCAUCAACACGGAGGAGACGGAAGUUAUGAAUCAACCACCACCCUACGCUGCCUAUUUCGCACUCCAAAUCAACGUGGACGGUGACCAACUGCAAGUCGUGGGCAACUGCACCUACCUGGACAGCAUCCCCUCCCGCAUCACCAAGAUCGACGAUGAAGUGGCCCGCCGGAUUUCAAAAGCCAGCCAGGCCUUUGACUAUCAGGGCCUCAGCCUCAACACCAUACUGAUGAUGUACAACGACGUCAUCAUGCCGGCGUUCAUGUAUGAAGCGGACACCUGGACGGUAUGCAAGAAGCGGGCGCGAAGACUCGGCCAUUUCCAUGUCAGCUUUCUCCAACGGACACUGACGUUGAAAUGGCAAGACCAGAUCCCGGACACCGAUGUGAUGGAGCGGAUGGGAAUCCUCAGAAUCUAGGCCAUGGUGAGACGGCUGCAAUUGCAUUAGGGCGGCCACCUCGGGUGGACGAUGAGCGGCUACUGAAACGACUCUACGGAGACGUCGCCACUGGUCCCCGCCGACAAGGAGGCCAAGUCCCUCGAUACAAGGACACUCUGAAGACUUCCCUGAAUCGUCUGCAGACCAACCCGAUCAAGUGGGAAGACCUCGCCCGCGACCGACUGACUAGGAGGAGGACAAUGAAAAGGGACGCAACGAUUUAUGAGGCCAACUGCAUCACCGCCGCCAAAGGCGGAGGCGAGACACGCAAAUCCCGACUGCGCCAACCUCGCAACGCCAUCGCUCAACCACCCCCGACCUGCCAACGCUGUUAG
This is a messenger RNA of Spirometra erinaceieuropaei, 1270 nucleotides long. NCBI's taxonomy places the organism in Eukaryota, Metazoa, Platyhelminthes, Cestoda, Diphyllobothriidea, Diphyllobothriidae. The record is from the annotation of a GenBank genome assembly.